Molecule: messenger RNA, 2553 nt
Organism: Exophiala bonariae
Lineage: Eukaryota; Fungi; Ascomycota; Eurotiomycetes; Chaetothyriales; Herpotrichiellaceae
Exons: 4
Coding region: 1-2553 (850 amino acids)
Cellular component (GO): plasma membrane
Molecular function (GO): calcium-activated cation channel activity
Source: RefSeq, a predicted model, not a curated record
AUGGAAAUUCUCAAGGAUAAGACCCCAGGAGCUGGUGGCCAUCGAAACUCAGGCUCGAUCUCCCUUGUGGCCAUUGGAGCAACAUUGAUUCCCACUCUGGUGACGGCUGCAGCUUUCUUACUGGGAUUUGUGCUGCUUCGAUCGAAAUAUCGAAAUAUCUAUGCUCCUCGUACAUACUACCGCACCAUAUCACGAAAGGACCGUACGCCGUCGUCCAGUCACACUUUCGUGUCAUGGUUUCACGACUUUCGCAUGCUGGAUGAUAAGUUUAUCCUCCGCCAUUCAUCGCUCGACGCGUAUCUAUUCUUGAGAUACUUGCGGAUGAUCAUUCUCAUCUCCGUCGUCGGUUGUUGUUUGACUUGGCCGAUUCUCUUUCCUAUCAAUGCCACUGCUGGUGGGGACGCCUCGCAGCUGGACAAAAUCAGCUUUAGUAAUAUCAAUGACUCUAAAAAGCUAUAUGCGCAUGCCAUUGUUGCAUGGCUAUUUCUUGGGUUUAUCGUACUUUUGAUAACGCGAGAGCGGUUAUUCGUCGUCGGUCUCCGCCAGGCAUACCAGACCAUUCCAUUGCAUGCUUCACGCUUGUCAUCGAGAGUUGUUCUCUUCUUAGCCGUUCCUGCAGAAGCACUCGAAGAGGAGAAUCUGCAACGUUACUUUGGCGAUGAUGCGGUAAGAUCAUGGCCUGUUUCAAAUCUUGAGCAUGUUGAGGAUUUAGUCAGCAAACGAGAAAGCGCCAUUGAUAGUCUCGAGCAAGCGGAGUUGCAGCUACUGAAGAAAGGUCUCAAGAAACAAAGAGAUUCGUCUAACGGAGCAAGCGACUCGGCAGAGGUGAACGAUCGCGAUCGUCCCGUGCACAGAUCGAAAUAUCUUGUCGGCAAACGGAUCGACACCCUUUCACGUCUUAGAGAGCAAUUGCCUGAUAUCGUCUCUGAACUCGAUAAAAUCCGUCGAACAGAUUCGAGCGGUAAAAGUAGGCGAACAGGCGCCCUUUUCGUGGAAUUCAAAGAUCAAGUCGCCGCUCACCAAGCAUUUCAACAAGUUCGGCAUCCUUCUCCAUUCGUCUUUCAACCAAAAUAUAUUGGAGUACAACCCAAAGAGGUGAUCUGGCAAAACCUCAAUAUCGACCCGUCGGUACGAAUCACCUACUCCUAUAUUGCAAUUGGAGUGGCUAUGGCGACGAUAAUCCUCUGGUCUAUCCCCGUUGGCAUCAUCGGCACGAUCUCCAACAUCAAUUACUUGACAGAUAAGGUCCAUUUCCUUAGGUUCAUCAACAAGUUGCCAGAUCCAAUUCUGGGACUCAUCACAGGUCUCGUGCCUCCUCUACUCCUGAGCACCGUUGUAUCCUACGUACCUUAUUUCUUCAAAUGGUUGGCCACACUUUCAGGCCAGCCAACAACCAAAGAGACUUCAAAGUGGGCACAGACAUGGAAUUUCGUCUUCCAGGUGGUACAGGUCUUUUUGAUCACGACCUUUUCAUCCGGGGCCGCCGCGGUCGCCACAAAAAUCGCCAAUGAUCCACAAUCAGUACCUAAGUUACUCGCAAAGAAUCUACCCAAGGCAUCAAAUUUCUACUUGACUUACUUUAUUAUUCAAGGCAUUGGAACCGCAUCGAAGAACAUUAUCAACUAUUCUGACUUGUUCCAAUAUCUGUUCUACUAUAACAUGACUAGCAAGACACCCAGACAGAAGUACAACACAUACAUUCAGAUGAAGGGUAUUAGCUGGUUCAAUGUUUAUCCCAAAUUCACCAAUCUCGCGAUUAUCGCCAUCUCCUAUUCAUGCAUAGCUCCGCUGGUGUUAGGGUUCUCAGCUAUUGGAGUGUCCCUUUUCUACCUCAGCUAUCGAUACAAUCUCCUUUACGUCAUUCAAGUAAAGACAGAAACCAAGGGUGAAAGCCUAACCAGGGCCCUACAGCAGCUCAUGACCGGGGUUUAUUUGUCCGAACUGUGCCUCAUAGGUCUUUUCGGUAUCAAGAAAGCCACCGGAGCAUCAACACUAAUGAUUGUUCUCUUCCUCCUCACCACCAUCUAUCACCUAACUGUCAACAAAUACCUCUCCCCUCUUGAACGGUACAUGCCUCUCGACGUCCUCUCUAACACCACCGAGGACGAGGAACAACCACUCCUAGGCGCCGAUCACAGCCGACCCACCGAACAACAACGUCAACAAUCCCGCGUCAUCAAAGUAGGUCACGGCAAACUCCCAACCAUCCUUCUCGACCCCCUUGCCUCAUUUCUCGAACCAAACAUAUUCGCGUCUCAGGAAGCACUCCGCCCCUGGCUACAAGACCCCGAAGGCCAGUUCGAAGAAACAGCCUCCUAUACCAAUGAACAACUUAAGAACGCUUACGUCAACCCGGCGUUGACGUCCAAGACUCCGAAGAUCUGGCUGCCCAAAGACACCAAGGGCCUUUCGGCGCAGGAAGUUCAAGAGAACGAGAAAGUCGGCUUGGACAGCACGGAUCAGGGCGCACAGCUGAACGCAAAGGGUCACGUCGUAUGGAACAUGGAUGAUUUCUCAGAAGUGCCUAUCUUCAAGGAGCCGACGAGGUUUUGA